UUGUGACUCCAAAGAAGAAAAGGAAGAUGUCGGCCACCAAACCCAAACACUGAAGCUGUACGCCGUACAUACUGGGUUCUGUACACACAGAGCUGAGGAAGCAGACACUGGGCUCAGGAUGGCUGUGGCUAUGAGCUCUACGUGUCCAGGCCUGUACUGUGGUCGGAUCAUGAUCAAUGGAUCAGUGGAGGGAGAGUGUGGAGUCUGUCCUCGUGGAGAACGGGCCAACCUACAGAAGGUGUGUGAACGCUGCACUGAGUCCCCUGAGCUCUAUGACUGGCUUUAUCUGGGCUUCAUGGCCAUGUUGCCACUAGUGUUACACUGGUUCUUCAUUGAGUGGUACUCUGGAAAGAAAAGCUCCAGUGCUCUGCUGCAGCACAUCACUGCCAUGUUGGAGUGCAGUGUGUCUGCUGUGGUCACCCUGCUGGUCACCGAGCCUGCAGGAAUGCUCAGUAUCCGUUCAUGCAGAGUCCAGAUGCUGUCAGACUGGUACACCAUGCUGUACAACCCCAGCCCAGACUACAUCAACACAUUACACUGUACUCAGGAGGCUGUCUACCCACUCUACACCAUCGUGUUGAUCUACUACGCCUUCUGUUUGGUGCUGAUGAUGCUUCUACGUCCUCUGUUGGUCAAGAAGAUCGCCUGCGGUCUGGGCAAAUCAGAUCGCUUCAAGAGCAUCUACGCCGCUCUGUACUUCUUCCCCAUCCUCACCGUGCUGCAGGCUGUGGGAGGAGGACUGCUCUAUUACGCGUUUCCCUACAUCAUACUGGUCCUGUCUCUGGUCACACUGGCUGUUUACAUGUCUGCAUCUGAGAUACAGUCUUUUAAGAACCUGGUGGCGAAGAAGAAGCGUCUGGUUGUGCUGUUCAGCCACUGGCUGCUUCACGCUUACGGGAUCAUCUCCAUCUCCAGACUGGACAAGUUGGAGCAGGACCUGCCGCUGCUGGCCUUGGUGCCCGGCCCUGCCCUCUUCUACAUCGCAACGGCCAAGUUCACCGAGCCCAGCCGCAUCCUGUCAGAGGGCGGCAACGGCCACUGAGCAGCCUCCCCACCGCCUAUACGCAGCAUCACAUGAUGUGUCCAAUCCAACCACUGGUCCUGAGUCAGCAGCAGGAGAGGUUCUACCAGACCAUCAGACCAGUUCACAUGGAUGAGUCUGGGUCAGGAGGACCCGUCAGAGCCUCGUCUUAUUUACAACACACCACUCUCUCUCCUUUAAAAACUACAGAUUCUUUAGCUGGAACGAGUGGUAAGACUCCAAGUAUCCACUUCACUGUUUCAUGUGUCUUCAGCUGAAUGCAG
Messenger RNA from Sphaeramia orbicularis (orbiculate cardinalfish), 1305 nucleotides. RefSeq names its product jnk1/mapk8 associated membrane protein (gene jkamp). NCBI's taxonomy places the organism in Eukaryota, Metazoa, Chordata, Actinopteri, Kurtiformes, Apogonidae. Gene Ontology annotation, cellular component: membrane. Gene Ontology annotation, biological process: response to unfolded protein; ERAD pathway. The transcript has 7 exons. The coding region runs from base 119 to 1042 and encodes 307 amino acids. Gene Ontology annotation, molecular function: ubiquitin protein ligase binding. The record is from RefSeq and is a predicted model, not a curated record.